Molecule: messenger RNA, 2841 nt
Organism: Megalops cyprinoides (Indo-Pacific tarpon)
Lineage: Eukaryota; Metazoa; Chordata; Actinopteri; Elopiformes; Megalopidae
Gene: drc4
Product: growth arrest-specific 8
Biological process (GO): cell motility
Cellular component (GO): motile cilium
Source: RefSeq, a predicted model, not a curated record
AUGCUGAAGAUGUUGAGGAGUCAGCCGCCGAAAAAGAAAGAUGCAAAGAAUUCAGCCAAAGGAAAGGUGUCAGAGGGAGCAGAUGGCCCCUCCGAAGUAUCAAAGGAGCAGCUCCAGGAGCAGAUUGUCCACCUGAAAGAGACGCUAGAGAGGGAAAGGGAGGAGCGCAACUAUUUCCAGCUGGAGAGAGAUAAGAUCCAAAGUUUCUGGGAGAUCACUAAGAAGCAGCUGGAGGAGAGGGCUGCUGACCUGAGGAACAGGGAUAGACAGCUGGAGGAGUCUGAAGAGCAGUUCCAAACAGAAGUCACGACCUAUAAACAGAAGGUGAAACACUUGCUGUACGAACACCAGAGUAGCAUCUCAGAUCUGAAAGCAGACAGGGUUGCUGCUAUAAAAGUGAUACAGAAGCAACACUUAGAGACAGAGUGUGAGUUGCGUGAUAACAUUCGCAAUCUCAAAUCUGAUCUCAAAGAGCAGGAAAUAUCCUAUGAAAACCAAAUGAAGAGCCUGAAGCUGCAACACUGUCAAGAAAUUACCCAAAUACAAAGUGACUUUGAAAGACAAAUACAAGAAAACAAGGCAAAAUAUGAUGACAAGAUGGAGACACUGAGGAAGGAGCUGGAUUUGAUGUGGACAACGGAAGUCCACAAAACUGAGGAAAGGAAGAACAAUCAAAUCACUCUCUUGAUUCGGGAUCAUGAGAAAGCCUUUACCAACAUGAAGAAUUAUUAUAACGAAAUCGUCAUCAGCAACAUGACUCUCAUCAAUGCACAGAAAGAGCAAAUGGAGGCAAUGAAGUGCAAGCUAGAUGAGGGUGAGAAGGAGAACGUGAAAUUGGUGCAACAGAACAAGCGUCUUAAUGAGCCCCUGCAGAAGGCCAAGGAAGAGGUGGCUGAGAUGCAGCGGCAGAUGGCCACCUAUGACAAAGACAAGGCCUCACUUGCUGGGGCCCGGGCACGCUUGAAGGCUGCUGACAAAGAGAUGGCAGAAAUGAAAUGGGAAUAUGAAGUGCUGCAACAGAGAUUCAACAAGCUUCAGGAGGAAAAGGAUGAGCUGUCCCAGAAGUUCACCAAGACCAUCCUGGAGGUGCAACAGAAGAGCAGUUUCAAGGAUCUAUUGGUGAAGAAGCUGAAUACGGUAUCAAAAACGGAGAAAAACAAGGCUGAGGUUAACAAGGUUGGUUCCACCUCCAGCUGGGACCACAAGUCCAUAAUUAUGUUUCUGAUUUGUGAGGAUUUUGUGAACCCUUUGGAGGAGAUGGGGUUCAAGCCCCUGGAGAGCACCAUGGAUGGGAAAACUCAGGGGCAGGAAGAAAGCCGCCCUGAGCUUGAAACAAAAUAUGGCCUGCUUGUGGGGAGGCAAAUCAGAGUCAAAGAAUCCACCCAGACAGUGUUUGCCUACCUUGGAAUCCCUUUCGCCGAGCCCCCAUUUGGAGUGUUGAGAUUCUCAGCCCCCCAGCCACCGAGAGCAUGGCAGGGGCUGAAAAAUGCCACAACCUUUCCUCCCCUGUGCUUACAAAACAUGAAUCACACCAAGCGGAUGUGGGAUUUUUAUGCUGGCAGAUACCCUCCUCUGAGGACCUCAGAGGAUUGCCUUUACUUAAAUGUGUAUACCCCAGUGAAACCAGGGCAGCCCCACCAAUUGCCUGUGAUGGUGUGGAUACAUGGAGGGGGGUUUCUAAUGGGAGGGGCCUCCCUGUAUGAUGGAUCUUCACUGGCUGCUUUUGGGGAUGUGGUCAUUGUCAUAAUCCAGUACCGUCUGGGCAUACCAGGCUUUUUAAGCACUGGAGACAGCCAGGCCACCGGAAACAUGGGGCUGCUGGACCAGGUCUGCGCGCUGCGCUGGGUGCAGGAGAACAUCCACAGCUUUGGUGGAGACCCUGGAUCUGUCACUAUCUUUGGGGAGUCUGCUGGUGGGAACAGUAUCUUCUUGCAUAUGCUGUCUCCUAUGUCAUCUGGGCUGUUCCAUAGGGCCAUCAUUCAGAGUGGAGUACCUCUGAUCCCUCUCAUCAUAACUAGUGACUCCAAAUCCACAGCACAGCUAUUGGCUGAGAAGGCUGGCUGCACCAUUGGAGACUCAGCUGACAUUAUGCAGUGUUUCAGGAAGAGAACACCACAGGAGAUCGAAGCUGCAACUCCAUGGCUAGGGGAUAUGGUGUUGAUUUUGUCACUAGAUGGGGAGUUUGUAACCAAAGACAUAGAAGAGCGAAUCCAAAGAAGGAGCUUCAAAAAUGUUCCAUGGAUCACAGGCAUAAAUAGCCAUGAGUUUGGCUGGAUGCUGCCUCAUGGUUUGUCUGGUCAUGCACAAGAGAUUUUAGUGGAUGAGUACUUUGGAAAAACUGAGAAUCCUGACACAAUAAGGGAUGCCUUAUUGGAUCUGAUUGGAGAUUUAAUAUUUGUAUUCCCUGCUGUCAAAGGAGCAAGAGAUCACAGAGAUGCAGGAUUCACAACAUACUUCUAUGAGUUCCAGCAACGUCCUUCCAUGUAUGGGGAUAACAGACCUGACUUUGUGAAAGCGGAUCACUUUGACGAAGUUGGCUUUGUGUUUGGUGCCCCCUUCUGGACGGAAGACAUAGUGAUGCUAGAUAGGACUAGUGAGGCAGAAAGACAUCUGAGCAAGACGAUGAUGAAAUACUGGACCAACUUUGCAAAGACAGGGAACCCAAAUGGAGAGGGUCUACUCGAAUGGCCAGUAUUCAACGAGGGUGAGAAGUACCUGCAGCUUAAUUUGACCAUUAAGCUUGGAACCAUGGCAGAGAGGCGCAGACUGACAUUCUGGACUGAACAGUUCCCCAAGAAACUACACUCUCAAAAUAAUCUGUCCAGACGCAGUGACCUAUAG